This is a messenger RNA of Acanthosepion pharaonis, 789 nucleotides long. The record is from the annotation of a GenBank genome assembly. NCBI's taxonomy places the organism in Eukaryota, Metazoa, Mollusca, Cephalopoda, Sepiida, Sepiidae.
AUGUUAUGCACAAAAGACAACUUUUUAGCCAGUAAAUAUGGGUCUCGCAGUCGAAGUCCAUCAGAUGAGGGUGUCAGGGUGCAUGUGGCAGACUUGGGAGUAGAUCCCUCCAAGAGAGAACUUGAAAGUUCAUUUGAAAAAUUUGGGAAGCUGUUGGAAGUGUGGGUAGCUAAAAGUCCACCCUGUUUUGCUUUUGUGGUUUAUAAAUAUAGAGAAGAUGCAGAAGCUGCCAUUAAAGAAAUGGAUGGAAAAGCGCUUGGAGGUAGCCGAAUCCGUGUUUCCUUGGCCCGUCCUCGAACAAGAGGUCGACGCCGAAGGGUUUUUGAUCCCAACCUUCGGUGUUAUCAGUGUGGUCGAAAAGGACAUUUCUUUCGUGACUGUGAUGAUUCUAGGCGGUUUGCAAGGCGGCGAUAUAUGAGCAGAUCUCCUUCCCGCUCUUAUUCAAGAUCCCGAUCACGGUCCCAUGGAAGAAGAUCAAAGAAUGAAAAGUACAGGUCACGAGGGAGUCAUUCACGAUCUCAUAGCCGAUCCCCAAAGAGAUCUUCAAAGCGCAAAUCUUCAAGCAGAAGUCCCGAACGAAGUCGCAAAUCAAGAAGUAAACAGCGAAGUAGUUCUUCUGAGAAAAUGAAGGCAAAUGAUCGAAAGGGAAGUCAAGAAAGAGAGCCAUCAAAGUUGACUGAAAGUCUCAAGUCGAAUCACAAGAAAAGUCCUUCUGUGGAGAGAUCAAGCAAAGAGAAGAGCCAGACUCCAUCUCCUAAGAAAUCUGAAAGAACCAAUGAUGAAGAUUAG